AUGGCUACCGACAUUGAGAUGGAAGACUUGAACAGAAAGACAGACCCAGGGCUGGAUCCUCUCAAUGCCGACAAGCCUAUAUACGAGUCUCAGGACGCAAGGGAGAGCACCGUCUCGCUUUGGGUCUGGGUGUCCUCUGCAAUCCUUGGAUUUGCCUCGCUACCUCUUCUGCUCUUCCCCAGGCUAAUCCUAUUUACGUCGGAAGCUUCUACCGAGGCCAGGACACUGCUGACGCCUCUGGAGUCCUUCCUAUGCACGCACUUCGGAAUUUUGCUUGCAACUAUAGCCUUAACACUAGUCCUGAAUAUACCCUCUUAUGCGCCCAUUGCGCCCAGGGAAGAGAUUACGAAUAUCCAAACGCAUCCUCUGCUUGGUCCACUUACGGGCGCCUGUGUUCUAUCAGCCUUUCUGGCGUGGAAUACUAGAGAUGUCGGUCCACUGGCCACGUUGGUUUUCCUAGGAACGGGGACAGUAGGGCUUUCCGGUCUCUGGGCGAUUGUAUUUGCUGGGACUGCAAGGAUAUCGAGAAAGACCGGUGCCGACAAGCACACUUCGACGUUCAUCUUCGGGAAUAGGUCCGCUGCUUCAAAGCAGAAGAAACAGUGGAAGAAGGAACAGAAAGCGCGGCAAUGA
Molecule: messenger RNA, 633 nt
Organism: Gloeophyllum trabeum ATCC 11539
Lineage: Eukaryota; Fungi; Basidiomycota; Agaricomycetes; Gloeophyllales; Gloeophyllaceae
Exons: 4
Coding region: 1-633 (210 amino acids)
Source: RefSeq, a predicted model, not a curated record